This is a messenger RNA of Harpegnathos saltator (Jerdon's jumping ant), 2509 nucleotides long. It is a transcript of the gene FipoQ, whose product is annotated as F-box/LRR-repeat protein FipoQ. Gene Ontology annotation, biological process: positive regulation of protein ubiquitination. Gene Ontology annotation, molecular function: protein binding. The coding region runs from base 672 to 2237 and encodes 521 amino acids. Lineage: Eukaryota; Metazoa; Arthropoda; Insecta; Hymenoptera; Formicidae. The record is from RefSeq and is a predicted model, not a curated record. The transcript is spliced from 7 exons.
GCUGAAUGCACGAGCGAGUGUGAAUCUAAUUGAAGCUGCGGAUCAUCGGAUCUCCGUCGAGAUAUCCGCGCCGAACGGUGGCCUGAAGCUCCGGCCGCGGCGUCGCGACUUGUGAAAAAGUGUGGCGAUUUAGUUAGCGUGGCCUGUGUGUUCUCCGUGCCUGGCGAUAGUGCAAAGAUAAAAGAAAAAGACAGAUAAGAUAGAGAAUGGCGAAACACAAGUCUCCCUGUGAUCGUCAGCGGCGUUGAUGUCGCCAGGUCGUUUUCCUCGAAAAACGUUUCUCGGCUUCUUUUUCCCGGUUCGAGAUUGACGCGCUUACGCUUCUGUUAAUCUCUUUUUUAAGUAACGCGCACGACGGUCGAAAGAGUAACGAAAGAGAGAAUGCAGAGGGAGACUGCAGUCUCGCAUUGUGUUCCCUCUGCUCUAAAGUGACAUUUGCGAUCGCUCCUUUGGCUAGUCGCACCAUUAAUACAGCAUCGGCAAGUGUGUGUCGUGUUGUCGUUGUCGUGUGGCUGCUGUUCGUCGCUGCUGAGUGGCUUACUGAAAAAAAUUAAAAAAAAACAUAAUAGCGCGGAAGUCGCUGCCCGCUUCAUAUUUCGUUUCUCGUUUCUCUAUUUGCGUAUUCGGAUCUCAUUCUAAUCGAUUGUCUCGUCUCCCAUAAUUUCAUCGUCAUGGAAACGCGAAGAAUGUCGAAUUGGAAUGUUCUGAGCGUGGAGGCCGCUGUGCAACAGCUCAACGCCCUCGAAGGGGAUGUUCCAGAGAAGAUAGUAAGGUGCCCUAAUACGACGAUCGAGAAGCUGCCGGACAAGGUGCUGCUGAACAUCUUCAGUUACCUGUCGCAUCGCGAGAUAUGUCGGGUCGCUCGUGUUUGCAAACGCUGGCGGCAAAUCGCGUACGACACGCGUCUCUGGAAGCACGUGUCGCUGAGGCCGGAAAUAAGCGGGCUUCACGUGGGUUCUCUGGAGAGCUUGCUGCAGUUAAUCAGCAUACGCUUCGGGCCGUCGUUGAGGUACAUCGAGUUGCCGAUCGAACUGAUCACGCAUACGGUCCUUCAUGAGCUAGCCAACAAGUGCCCAAAUCUGACGCAUAUGCUGUUGGACUUCUCCACCGCCAUGCAGCUGCACGACUUCUCGGAGAUGCAGACGUUUCCCGCGAAGCUCAAGUACAUGUGCAUUUGUCUGUCCGAGGUGAUCUUCAUGGAGGGUUUCAUGAGGAAGAUUUACAACUUCAUCAACGGCCUCGAGAUCCUUCAUCUAAUCGGAACCUACGAGAAAGUCGAGGAGGAGGAAGAAGAGAUUUACGAGGUGAUAAACGUGCACAGGCUCAAGUCGGCAACGCCGAACCUGAGGGUGAUCAAUCUAUACGGAAUCAACUUCGUGGACGACUCUCACAUCGACGCCUUCUCCUCCAAUUGUAUCCAACUUGAGUGCUUGGCGGUGAACUUUUGCUCUAAAGUCACCGGCUCCACCAUGAAGACGCUGUUUCAGCGAAGUAGGAGGCUGAGGUGCCUGCUGAUGCAAGGAACAAAUCUGCAGAGCGAUUACGUGAUGCAGGUCGAGUGGGAAAAGUCCAGCGUUCAAGAACUGGACGUUACCGCUACUGACCUGUCGACCGAUUGCCUGAUCGACAUGCUGACCAGGAUUCCCGGGCUUCGUUUUCUCAGCGCUGGUCAAUUGAACGGCUUUAACGACAGCGUUCUGAAAGCCUGGACCGAGGUCGGCAAUCCGCGUAACCUGAUAGCGUUGGACCUGGACAGUUCGGAUAACCUGAGCGACGACGCGUUGUACAAGUUCUUGUCGAGGCAUGGCCAUCAGUUAUACGGCCUCGCGUUGUCAGGCAUGCCGCACAUCACGGACCAACUUUGGCAAAGCGUGCUGCCGAUUCUCACCAACGCGAAGAUACUCGUGAUGGGCACUCAAGAGAGGCUGGGCGUCAACAUCCACGUGGACCAGUUGAUGGACGGCAUCGCCAACAAUUGUCCUGAUCUAGAGCGUUUAGAACUGCGAUGGGACCCGGAGAACUUGCGAUUCUCGGACAAGAGUCAGAAAGCCAUAGACAUCUUGCGCGUGAAGUGCAUCAAGCUGCGAUGCUUGAGCUUAAGCGACGGCAGAUAUUACGAGAUCGUGAAGGCAAACUUUGAGCGGGCCGACAGACUGACGGUCGUCAGGACAACCACUUGCUGCAGAGUGUCGAAUUACUAUCUCCUGCAAAACUACAAGGACCUGAUCUUCAACUGAGAGGCGCGUCGACGCGCCGAUAUAUGCCUAAGAGAGACAGAGAAGCGCCCCCAUGUUUUCUCUGCGACAGUACUAACGCAAAGAACCCUCGGCGACGUGGCGAAUAGAAGACGACAUAUCGAGCCUCUCGCAUUGUACAAUAAUAAAAAAAAGGAAAGAAUUUCUAAUAAUUCAUACCGCGAGCCAAUAAGGAGGACAUCGUUCUCAAUCUCUCGCGGACGAUAAGCUUCCGAAACUCUUCCCGAGAAGAAGGAACUCUCGUGAAGAACGCA